CACAGCUGGGAGGGGAGGGGGAAGGGGGACAGCGGCCGCCUUCGAGCCGCUGGAUUCGGUCUGCCACUCCUCCCCUGCCCCGAAGUAGGGGAGACGCCUCGCGGCGGCGGGAGAGAUUUGCGGCCGGAGGUGCGGAGCAGAACAUCACCUUGCAGCUGAUAGUGCAGGAGGUGGAGGUUCGAUGGAAGCAGUGAUUUAAAGACCCCAUGUCUGCACCGAAACAAUUGAAAAGGAAAGAGGCUUGAACGGGUGUGUUGCUAUGGCUAACACAACCAGUGCAGGUGUGGCAGCUGCAGACACUCGGGUAUUGGCCUUAGCUGCUGAGGUCACUGAGAGCAGAGAGCAAGACAUUCCCCUGCUGCUGCUGAAGUUAAAGGGAAUUUUAAAUGAUUCUUCCUUGGGAUGUGAAGAAUCAGAAAAAAUAAAGCAAGAUAUAUAUGAUUAUGAUUUGACUCGAUACUGCAUGCUGCUUCUUAGACAGGAUCACUCUCGACUGCAUGGAGGCUGGGCUACUGCUGCCCAGCUAGCAGAGAUACUGAGUCAUUGUUGUGUAGGAUUUGAGGUGAAAGAAGAUCCUGAGGAGUUUCACAAGAAAUUUCUUCCUUCAGCUAUAGACAGCCUGCUGGGUUUGGGAAGACGCUUGCAAUCACGGUUUAUCCGAGCAGUCAAGGACAGAGAAAAACAGGAUUUUUUACGCUGGUUCCAAACAGUAACUGAUGCCAUCUGCUGGCUGUUUGGUGGGCACGUUCGACUAGCAGAGUGUGUACUGCAAAACGAUCACUUCCUGCAGCUGUUAAUAACAGAUGACGUUGAAACAGCAACUAUAACGAUGUCUGUUUUACACAAUAUUUUGAGGGUCAAUAGUUCUGUCUUGCUUGAGGUUGAUGAGGAUACUCUUCAUGCUGUUUUGGAUGAACUUGUUUAUAAGCUUUCAUCUACUGCCAAUCCUGUCAUAGGAAACAGUGCUACAAAACUGCUUCUGUUGGUGGCAAAAUUUGGCAAGCAGCUUGUGGAGUUACUCACAGCUCGCUACAAAGGAUUAAAAAGACUUUUGAGUAAGCAGUGGACUGGAAAAGGAUUUGACAGGGAUCUCAAUCAGCUCUUGGACCUGCUCUAUUCGAAACAAUCCAAUGAAAAAGGACAAAUGCAGAGGCAGCAACAAGCAGCUUGUAUAAUUCAGGCUGCGUGGAGGGGAUUUCAGAUGCGGAAAAGGCUGAAAAAGCUACCCCAAGCAGUGACCACUCUACAGAGAAGCUUCAGAGCUAAACGGGAACAGGAGCUGCAGCAUUUAAAAAAGCAGAAGGAAGAUGAGGCUCUAAAACUGCAAAUGCAACUUCAGAGACAGAGGGCUAGGAGACUCUUCCAUGAACGACAGCUGGCCUUACUGGAAAUAAUCCAUGCCAGUCAGGUAAAUAAGUACAUGGAGGAAAUGGAGGGAAAAGCAGCAUUAACUAUCCAGAGAUUCUGGCGAGGUUAUAGAGCAAGAAGAAAUUUUCUUCAGCAAAGACAAUCUCUUAAGGAGUAUAAAGCAGCUGUCAUCAUUCAGAGAGCAGCUUGUAAAUUCUUGGAAAAACGAAGAAGGAGGAGACCUUUGUCUCCUUGGAAAGAUCCCAAGGGACUGACUGAUGAGCAGAGACUAGCUUUGCAGCAGAAGGUGGAUGACUACAUCAAAUUGCAUCCGGCUUCCCAAAUGUCAGAAGAAGUGAGUAAGGAGUUACACAUGCAGGCCCAGGGAAAGCUGGCACAGUUCCUGUUGAGAAGCAGACUGGAUCAGAGAGCAGUGCAGCGGAGACAGACAUUACUGGCUCUGGUCAAUACUGAUGUGGAGCUGCUACUGAAUGCUCCGGGCUUAGCAGAGACCACAGAAAAAGAUUUUGAUGUCUUUAUGAGUCGAUCAGUCCCUGUAGCUACCAAGGCAAGACAAUCCCAUAACACUUUGCUGAAGUACACUCGCUGGCCAUGGUGGAAGAAGCUUGGAGAUGAGUUCAUGGAGGAUGGUGUCAUUCCUGAUGAUGCUCUAAAUGCAGAACUAGGAACUCUCUUUAUUGGUGGAAAGAAAUCCUCUUAGUAAUCCUUCUUAGGCAGAAGAAUUUAUUACUCAGACUCAUACCUUGUACUAUGCAUCCAUUUGCUUGUGUUUUAAGGAAGCAAAAUGCUUGGAUGAAGCACUGAAAAACGAGCAAAACCUUGUCUUAGUGCAUUUUACUUGCCUUAUUAAGAAUCUCUUCUUAUACAUCAACAGUUAGAUCCUAUUGUUUGUGCUGUUGCCAAUGGGAUUUAAAUACUGUAGUUGUAAAUGAUAUUUUGUAAUUUGUUGUCAUGGAUGCAGGGAAUUAAUGUGGCCAGGUCAGGAAUUAUAAAAAUAGAAUUAUUUUAUGCCCCCAAACUAUGUACAAAAAAAUAGUUUAGCUUUAUUUACAGAUUCAGUUUGAUUGGGAAUUUCUUCAAAAAGAUAUUAUUGACAAAUUUAGAGAUUUAGGAAGCCAGGAAAUGGAAAAGGCUAAGCUAUAAACACAGCUUUACCCCACUAUCAAUCAGGCUGAAGCAGAGAAUUAAGGUAACAAUGGGUCUUAAUCAUGGAGGUGAGAUAGGUAUUCAACAGUGAUCCCUUGCUACAUUUCUCUGCAGGAGCAGCCUUCUGAUGCUGCAGGCAAUAUCCAGUAGUAUAGGUCCAUGCAGCAGAAGCCCAAGGCCAGUGGCAAAGCCGGCAAACUCAGAAAUGUCUCAAGCACUUCUUUCACAAGUGGGAUGAUCGUGGAACGUUUGUAUUAAAAUAAGUUUAUAACCUUUGGCUUUUCAGUUCUUGUUCAUUCUGAGAAGUGUAAAGAGUCACACCAUUGUAAAAGCCUGAGAUUUUUUAGUAAGUCAUUUUCUCAGGCAACGUGCUUUGAGGCAAAGGUGGGCUCAGAACAAACUAAGAUUCUAGGAAGAAGUCAGGCAAGCACUGGGUAGGCUGGUUGUUUACAGCAGGGUAGAACAACUGAUGCCAGUUUGUACCGGCAAAGCUGCCCAAGGAACCUCCCCCAGCCUCUUGAAAGCAACGAGGGAAAAAGCAAGAGGAGUUAAAAACUGCCAGUGUUCUUGAAUGAUACGUGCUUUCCUUGAAAGGCAUACAGUUCUUUCCAGAGCUAGUGCAGUGCAUUUUAACACAGGCACAGUCCAAACCCUUCUAUGGGAUUGUAGCCUCUCUGUGACCAGACAGGCUACCAGCUCUGUCAUCUUAAACCGUGCAGAUAUUGUUUAAUCCAGAAAUGUCUCCACAGCACAGGGCUAUUGCAGUCCCUGAGACCUGGUACAUGACAGAAACCUACAGUCAAGGACUGAAGGCUGCUGCUCGCCAAAGUUCCCAGAAAGCAAGGAGAACUCAAGGCUGCGGCUCAUGCUGUAGGUACCUGAGCUGUUUUUUAGAGGAAGAAUUAUAUCUUGCCUCACUGCAGAGAAGGAGAAAGUGGAGUAAUUUCUGCUAGUUGUAUGUGGACAACAAUACUGGUACAAUGUGUUUGUUUUCCAUUGUCUAAUUAAGGUUUUGAAUUUUAAUUUUAGAGGAGAUGAAUGGAGAACAAAUAAAUAGAAAUCGUGGGCAGAAGCCCAAGCCCUUUCAGAUGCAGCUGAUACAUGGAAAUUAAUAAUUGGACAGUUGCCAAGAGGAAAAGAUCUGCACUACAUGAUUUUUUUCUAACAGAGCUGUGAUUUGGAAGACUUUGAAUUGGCUUUCAGUUCCUUUCUUGGAGAGUUAACUGGUGGAACAGUCCAUUAAGUAUUUGCCAGGGCACUUGCAUGUGUCUGUUGAGCUAUGUAUUGCUCUGCAUUGCUCUAUUAGUUUUAGGCCAUGUCCAUAACAAGACUGCCGAAGUGUAGGGGCUGGGUUGAAGUCACCAAACACCCCAGGGGAUGGGGGCAGUUUACCUCCCAGCAGCUGGCAAGCUAUGGCACUGGGAAAGGCCCAGCAUCUCUGGGUGAAAUGGAGCAAGCCAGAUGUUCCCUCAUAGACACAGAUAUUCUGUGGACGUCAUAGUGUCCUCUGUCACGAAGUCACUGACCCAUACUACUUUAGACAGCAGCUUCUGCUGUUGUGUUUAUUCUUAGUUGCCCUCAUUAUACCAGCUCUUUAGCACAGGGAGAUGCUCACAAAGGUGCUUUGCUUAACGUAUUUUAUGUGAAGAGAUGAGCCCUGUGGCCAGUGUUAAAUAGCAAGUGAAUUACAGAACCAUCUUUCCAAAAGUCAUUUAUUUUAGUGGCCUUUGCCACUCACUGCCAUUGCAGUGGAUAAUAAACUCCCCUUUGGAAUAUGCAAUUUGAUGGAUAAUGGGGGGUUUAAGCUAACAGAGGGAGGUGUGAUCUUGCUGGAUGAAUUCAAGUUGUUGGGUCAUGUAUUACCAGCCCAGCAGCACAAAUUCCCUCACCCCACCACCCUGAAAAAUAAAAAUUCUGCCUCUUA
Messenger RNA from Pogoniulus pusillus (Red-fronted tinkerbird), 4438 nucleotides. It is a transcript of the gene IQCB1, whose product is annotated as IQ motif containing B1. Gene Ontology annotation, cellular component: cilium. Gene Ontology annotation, biological process: cilium assembly. Gene Ontology annotation, molecular function: calmodulin binding. The transcript has 14 exons. The record is from RefSeq and is a predicted model, not a curated record. The coding region runs from base 260 to 2068 and encodes 602 amino acids. NCBI's taxonomy places the organism in Eukaryota, Metazoa, Chordata, Aves, Piciformes, Lybiidae.